AAACUCCGCACAUAAACGACCGACUCGGAUUCGGACCGUCGAGAGGCGUAGACCACCGCAGUCAACACAAAAGCACCGGUGCUUCUCUUCUGCUCUACACUACUUAUAGCUCUUAUAGAUCCUUAGACACUCCUCUUAGAUUUCCCUCUACCUUUUCUUCUUCUGUACAAGUAAUAAUUUUUUUUCCCUUAUCCCCCCCUGGCUAUGCAAUCGACAUGGCCGUAGCGUCUACAAGCGUGAUACAUACUCUUCGAACUCCAUCGUUCUUGUCUACGGUCAAGCCUUUCACGAAAGAGACCUUGAAGAAGAUUCAGGCAGUGCUCGAUCCAACACCAGCUUUUGACGCGGCGAGACCCCAAUAUAUACCCGGGAAGAAGAACGCUGCUGUUCUUAUCCCCCUCUGCAACCUCGAUGGUGUCCCAGGAAUCCUCUUUGAGGUCAGAGCAAAGCAUAUGAGGACUCACUCUGGUGAAGUCAGUUUUCCGGGAGGAAAGGUGGAUAAAGAGGAUGACUCUUUCAAAGCAGCCGCACUUCGAGAGACGCACGAAGAAAUAGGCGUAGGCCCAAAGCAAGUCGAAAUCCUGGGAGAAAUCGGUCCUCCAGAGAUUAAUAUGAGGGGUGAUAUGGCCGUGUGGCCGCUAGUGGGGUUUAUCAACCCUCAGCAAGAAGAUGUCUCGUCGUUGGCAGACAACGAACCUCUGCCUUCGGUUUCGAUAUCCGACAUCAUGAAGCGAGUGUCCCAAGCAGAAGUCGACAACGUUUUCCAUUUGCCAUUGUCUGCGAUGACUUCUCCUUCGCGUCUUCGGCCUUCCAUGUUUCGUGGACAACGCCCUUACUGGGCAAUAGACGUGUCCGAUUUACAAACUUCGCAACAAAUAGAACACGCAACGGAUACCCACAGCGAUAUGUCGCUGCCUCCACUAAAGCCAGGGACUAACGAUGACAAUGAAAUAGGGAUUGGGAAGGACAAUAAAUUAGAAAUAUGGGGUUUGACUGGGUGGUAUCUCUCGAUGUUUAUGAGAACCCUGAAGAUGUGUUAGUAGUGUAUAUUUUGUAUUAUUCUCUGGGAACUGAUUGGUCUGGGUUAACUCG
Molecule: messenger RNA, 1092 nt
Organism: Desarmillaria tabescens
Lineage: Eukaryota; Fungi; Basidiomycota; Agaricomycetes; Agaricales; Physalacriaceae
Product: NUDIX hydrolase domain-like protein
Exons: 5
Coding region: 216-1040 (274 amino acids)
Molecular function (GO): coenzyme A diphosphatase activity
Source: RefSeq, a predicted model, not a curated record